Molecule: messenger RNA, 6710 nt
Organism: Hippoglossus stenolepis (Pacific halibut)
Lineage: Eukaryota; Metazoa; Chordata; Actinopteri; Pleuronectiformes; Pleuronectidae
Gene: exoc6
Product: exocyst complex component 6
Exons: 25
Coding region: 22-2511 (829 amino acids)
Biological process (GO): Golgi to plasma membrane transport; exocytosis; intracellular protein transport
Cellular component (GO): exocyst; membrane
Source: RefSeq, a predicted model, not a curated record
CUCAGGAGUGUGAAGAGAGAAAUGGCCACUGACAGGGUCCAUGCUGCUUUACCUGACCCUCCCAGUCAGAAUGAAGAGGACAACAGAGAAGAGGAGAAAGUGUUUGGAAAUAUUUUUGCAGAGUUAGAAUCUGUGGACUUGCCCCUAGGAACAACCUUAAGGUCUAUUUACGAUGACCAGCCCCAUGCCCACAAGCGCUUCAUGGAAAAGCUGGAUGCCAGGAUAAGGAACCAUGACCGAGAAAUUGAGAAAAUGUGCAAUUUCCACCACCAAGGCUUUGUGGACGCCAUCACAGAGCUCCUCAAAGUCCGCACUGAUGCAGAGAAGCUGAUGGGUCAAGUGACAGACACUAAUCGAAGACUACAAGAAGCUGGGAGGGAGGUGACAGCUCAGACACAGGAGGUGAUCUGCUGUCGGAUCCAGCAGAGGAACAUGGCCACGACUGUUGAGAAGCUCCAGCUCUGUAUACCAGUGCUAGAAAUGUACAGCAAACUGAAGGAGCAGCUGGAAACCAAAAGAUACUAUGCUGCGUUGAAAACCAUGGAGCAGCUGGAGAAGGUCUUCAUCCCCAGAGUCAGCCAGUACAGGUUCUGUCAAAUCAUGGCUGAAAACCUCCCCAGACUGAGAGAGGAGAUCAAGGAGAUCUCAAUGUCAGACCUCAAGGACUUCCUGGAGAGCAUCCGAAAACACUCAGACAAGGUUGGAGAGACUGCCAUGAGACAGGCACAGCACCACAGGACCUUUAACAGAGCCGUAACAAAGCAGGCCAGUAUCGGUCACUACACCAAGCCUGUGUACUCCUUUAAUGGACGAACACACACUCACAAUGGCCUGAUGAUGGAUGACGACACAGGAGAUGAGGAUGAAGCAGAUGAAGAGGUUCUUACAGCUCAGGACCUUGUGGACUUCUCACCUGUUUACAGAUGUUUACACAUAUACACUGUGCUGGGUGAUCGAGAAACAUUUGAAAACUACUACAGGAAACAGAGGAAAAAACAGGCCAGGCUAGUGCUGCAGCCACAGGCUAACAUGCAUGAGACAGUGGAAGGCUACAGAAGAUACUUCAAUCAGAUUGUAGGGUUCUUUGUUGUGGAGGAUCAUAUCCUCCAUGCCACACAUGGGCUGGUGACUAGAGCUUUCACUGAUGAACUGUGGAACAUGGCCCUGUCUAAGAUCAUCGCUGUGCUCCGCACACACUCUUCUUACUGUGAUGACCCAGACCUGGUCCUGGAACUGAAGAACCUCAUAGUGAUCUUCGCUGACACACUACAGGAUUAUGGUUUCCCAGUGAACCGCCUGUUUGACCUACUUUUCGAGGUCAGAGACCAGUACAAUGAAACUUUGCUGAAGAAGUGGGCGCUGGUUUUCAGGGAGAUCUUUGAGUUGGAUAACUACAGUCCCAUCCCAGUGGAGACAGAGGAUGAGUAUAAACUGGUUAUCAGUCGCUUUCCCUUCCAUGAUGCCGAGAUAGAGAAGCAGGACUUUCCGAAGAAGCUGCCAAUGUCCCAGUCUGUCCCUCAGAUCUACACACAGGUCAAAGAGUUCAUUUACGCCAGCCUCAAGUUCUCGGAGUCACUACACCGCAGUUCAACAGAGAUUGAUGACAUGCUGCGGAAAUCCACCAACCUGCUGCUGACAAGAACACUCAGCAGCUGUCUGCAAAACCUCAUCAAGAAACCUCACAUAGGACUGACUGAGCUGGUGCAGAUCAUCAUUAAUACCACCCACCUGGAGCAGGCCUGCAGGUAUUUGGAGGAGUUUAUAACAAACAUCACCAAUGUCUCCCCUGAAACGGUACACACCACAAGACUCUAUGGCUUAUCCACAUUUAAGGAUGCUCGUCAUGCUGCAGAGGGAGAGAUCUAUACCAAACUCAACCAGAAAAUUGAUGAGUUUAUCCAGCUUGCAGACUAUGAAUGGGGCAUGACUGAGUCAGAUGGCCGUGCAUCCGGAUACCUCAUGGAUCUGAUCAACUUCCUGCGGUCCACCUUCCAGGUCUUCACACACCUUCCAAAUAACAACAAUGACCAUGCCUCGAUGUCGGGUAAAGUGGCCCAGACAGCUUGUAUGUCAGCCUGUAAGCAUCUGUCCACAUCACUGAUGCAAAUGCUGCUGGACACGGAACUCAAACAGAUCAGUAUGGGAGCCAUUCAGCAAUUCAACCUAGAUGUCAUUCAGUGUGAAUUGUUUGCCAGCUCUGAGCCCGUCCCUGGUUUCCAAGGAGACACACUCCAGCUGGCCUUCAUCGACCUACGACAGCUCUUGGACCUGUUCAUGGUGUGGGACUGGUCAACCUAUCUGGCAGAUUAUGGCCAGCCAACCUCCAAAUACCUGAGAGUGAAUCCAGCCACUGCCCUGGCUCUACUUGAGAAAGUCUACAGGGGGAUGAAGGACACCAGUAAGAAGAACAACAUUUUCUCUCAGUUCAGGAAGAACGACAGAGACAAACAGAAGCUGAUAGAGACUGUGGUCAAACAGCUGAGGAGCCUGGUCAACGGAAUGUCCUCAUGAACACACACGCACAUAUUGCUGUCACAGAGAGUGGAUGAAGCAUGCAUGCAAACACACACACACACACACACACACACACACACACACACAUAUAACGGAACAGCAAUACACACUGUACAAGGCAUGCAGGGAAAUUAAGCAGACACAGGAUCUGUAUGAAGUCAUGUCCUCCCCGUACUGUUUAACUAGAUUGAAUAUCCAAUGUAAAUAACACACACACACACACACACUUAACAGUUUUAUUGUACUGAACAGUAAAAAUGUUUGUAGUAUUUUCAUGAUGAUGAUAAGACAAGCUAUGUUUGUACAUUUGUGAGAGUGCUAUGAUUGCAGCUGCAGAGGGAGACUGAUACAGCACAGGAAGUGACACUCCUAAGUACUGGCACAAUGAGGUUAAAGGUCAACAACACUUUCUGCCCCUCACGUGAAUGGGAUGAACCAUUUCCUGUAGAUACAUUUAUUAACACUUGUGCUAUAAACAAAAUAACAGUACCUCUCUUCUAGAUGGAUGGUGUCUGGAACACAUUGUUUAGCUUUUUAGUUGGAGGAAAUCAUUGUUAAUCUAGAGAGAUGGACUUUACAGAUGACUGUAAUCUAGAUUCCCUCGUCUUAAAUUAUUUAAUUUACUGUCUGGAGAAAAUUCAGAUGCUUAAAGACCUGUACAGAUUUUGAGUGUAACGUUAAACAUUUUUAUUUUCCAUUUCAAACACACCUCUCGACAACAAUUGGCUCAAGUAAUCGUCUUGCUUGAUGUUAAGACUUAUCGGCCCCCCUCUGACGAAUUCUUACCCAUAACACCAUUCUCUCUGUAAACGCGCAGACUAAUUGACAUGGAUCAUUUUAUUCUGAAUAGUCACAUAAACUCCCAGCACAAUCGUCAUCAGUAAGAAGCACGCUUGUGAAGCUUGGGAAAGUUUCUGGUGUGACCACAUGUGCUGCAGAUUCUGCUGAAAAAUCUCACUGCUUCCACAUGGUUUUCACCUGCUGUCUAUGCCCACAGAAUUAUGGGUAUGGGACUGUAGCCUUAGAUGGCUCUGACCAAGUUAAGCUCAUUGUCCCAAUACCUGAACUCUUGUUACUGCAUGUGUGUGUACGUGCGUGUGUGUGUGUGUGUGUGUUUGUGCGUGCGGUCGUGUGCGUGUGUGACAUGCUGAGGUCAUGGAUUGGUGGAAGAAUAGAGGAGUGGAUGAUGACGUCUUGAAAGACUGAUGUUCAUGAAAAGAGUGAAAUGUUGUCUUUUCUCAUUUGUAGCUUUGUUUUCUGUCUCAUUUUCUUCAUCCUCAUAUUGUACAUGUAAACUUUGCAGACAGAGCCUCACAGUGAUUCAACAUGGACGAGUUUGUGAGUGUGAGUCUUUGACUCCCAGAUUGAAGUUUGAGACGUCACAUGUUUUCUGCUUGGAAAUAAGGGUGUUUAGUGAUUUGGCCCAAUAUGUGUGUAGAAGUUGGAUCACAUAACAUAACACCUGAACCAACUAAUGCAAUUCAUGCAGACAUAGGUCAGAACAUUUCAAAUUGUUCUAAUGGAUUAUAUUAGAUUGUAAACAUGGACACAUCUAGGUUUAUAAAGGAAAGGCUCCAUGGAGCCCACAAUGGUUUUGGGUUAAAGUGUCAAAGUGUGGACAGCAUGCAGCCAUCCUAACAAAGGUGUGUGAUGACAUCACAUGAGAAGUAUGCGUCUGUCACAGCAUACUGGCACCUGGUAUUAAAAUGCAGUCUGUAUCUGGCUGCACAGCUUGCUCCAAAAGUCUGGUCCCACUGUGUAACAUGUAAAGAAAUAGACAGAGCAGUGAGACCUCAGCCUCUGUUAUUAUUCAGUAUAAUCUGUUGUGUAGUUUAUCUGACAGCAGCGCCAGAGAGGUUAUAUCUUCACCCUUGUCUGAUUGAUUGUACGCAAAGACUACAGGACCGAUUACCAUAAAACUUGUUUGAAGGAUGUGUUAUGAGUCAGGGAAGAACCCAUUCAAUUUUGUUGCAGAUUUGGAUCGGGGUGGAUCCAGGAUUUUCUUAAACUUUCUAUAACUUGGCGAGAUAGGGCGAUUUUUAACAUUUUCACCAUCUUCCCAGAGAAUAAUUCAUGGAUCUUGAUGGAAAAAAUGUUUAUUUCUAUGACUGUGUGCAAUUUGGUGCGGCUUGAUUGAAUUUAAGGGAACUGUUGGCCCUUUGUGGAAGUAUGCGAUUCUAGUUAACCUAUGUUUUCAUUCAUUUCAUAAGACAGUUGUGUCAAAAUAAGUUUCUAGUAUGCAUUUCAUUUGAGAGAGAGAGAGAGGGCUCACAGUAUCCCUUCAGGAGACUGGAGCAACCACGUGACAGUCUUAUUAGCCAAGCCAGGAAUAAUGCUAAUGACCGUCUCUACUGGCUGUGAUUACAUUUCUUUAGCUCAAAUUUAACCACGUCUUCAAGGGACCAGCUCGGAAUAAAGAUGAGAAAAUCUUUUUACAGAUGUAACCGACCGUUAGCUGUACUCAUUGAUUGCAGCUCGAGCUUUGUUGGGCGACUCAGUUGUGAGGGGGGUUUCCUGUGGCAGGUGACAGUGCAUGCCCUCUUCCUCCCUCGGUAAAUCCUUCAGUUGUACAGUGAAGGGCAUUAUUUAUGCGAAGUUAACAGCUGUCCACCCAAAUGAUUUGAUUCACACUUGUAUUAAUUAACUUAUAUAUUUAACAGUUUCACGUUCUAAAUUCUUUCUUUUUGUUCCUCAGGGUGAAAAUAAGCUUUAGAAUAAAAUAACCCACAGACAUCCACAAAGCACAGCAAUAAUAAUUGGUUCCUUUACAGCCUCACAGGCACGUUGAGUAAUUAAUUAAAACUUGCACAGGACUCCUGAUAAAAUCAUUUUGUAAUGAGACUGUUUCUAUUCUGUUUAUGUUUCGGGUCUGUGCUCUACUUUUAGCAUUUUUGCACUGAAGCUGAUGAUUAUUUUUAUUUUUAUUUUCUUUUUCUUUUGCCUUUUUAAUAGUUGCUUGUAAAUGCCACUGUAUAUACUGCAUAUUUUGUAAAGAAACUAUUACAGCAGGUUGUCUGCAACAAACUGAACUGGAGGUUGACACUGUGAUAUGCCCCUCGGUCAACACCUACAGUAAAUAUGUAAUUAAUAAGAUUCUGAAUUUGCUUUGUUUGCUUACCUGGUGAACACGGUUGAGUGCAGUAUGAGGAGCUCAGUGACUCAUGUUGGUACCUUCUCUCCAUUCAACACAGGCAGACAUCCAAACUAGAGUGUGGUUACAGAUCAGUUUUUGUGGCAGGGAUUCUGUGCAAACGCCUCCUCUCCGGUUCUCCUUGCUGGAGGCCUGUGUCAUUCAGUUCUCCAUCUCCGGCAGGUAUUCAUGCCCAGUUUAACAUAAAUUCUCUUAUAAUAGCCAAUACUCGAAUUACAGUCAAGUCUGAAAUGAAAGCAGGACUAGUCUAAACAAAUACAAGCUCGCUAAAGAACGUUGAGGAUAGGUGUAAUACCUGUACUCUGAAUUUCCACAGCGUAAGCUAAAACAGGAGACACCUCAUAUUCAAUACAACCCAGUCUCCAAGAAAUCCUGUGUACAGUAUGUGCUACUAAUUACCGGAGGCCAGGACUCUUGACUGUGGGUCCUGAUGCACUUCGGUUUCGGUUAUGGACAAACAAAAACCAAUCACCAAAGUUUUACCACAAACAAAUAAAAUUUAAUGUUUUACUGAUUUGUACAGUUCAACAUUUUGUGGUUUGCUCAAUACAUUGACAAUAUGCCCUCAUUAUAUUAAUAGAAAUCGCAAUUGCAAAUAAUUUGAAUACAAAUACAAUUUUAGCAGGAGACAUGGUUGUAAAAAUGAUCAAAUACUUAGUAAAUAGUGAAACUGUACAGGGUCACUGCUCUCUCUACCUGAGGAAAAUAUUUAACAAAUAAAUCUAUGUUGAUUUAUAUAAUAUAUAAUGUGUCACAUAAUAUCCUGCUCACUUGAACAGAGCCUUUACUAGUUCAAAUAUACUAGUAUAAUGGCACAAAUCAAGUUUUUACAUGAUGUAUGUUAGUGAUUCUUUGAAUUCAGAUAAAAGGUGGGACAGUUGUUCUUGCCUUAACAGAGAUGGAGAGUGGGUGGAGAGAGGGUACAUGUUAACAGCUUUACCUUUGUUGUUCUCAGUGAGACGCCCUGACUGAGAUGUUGUUUUCCUACGUUUGUCGUUUUUAUUUUGUGUGCUGUAAUAAAAACAUAUUCAACAGGAAUGUCUGA